Messenger RNA from Schistosoma rodhaini, 2132 nucleotides. Lineage: Eukaryota; Metazoa; Platyhelminthes; Trematoda; Strigeidida; Schistosomatidae. The record is from the annotation of a GenBank genome assembly.
AGCCAAGGAUAUCAAGUAUUAGUGACAAUGAAUUUCGAGUCACAGAGUGAGAUAGACUUAAUUCUGAGACUUAAUUCGAAAAUCUGUAAAGAUGAUGAAAGAGAUUCAAAAUGGAGUUGGCUUUGUAGCGCUAGGUAAAUUCUCAAGAUAAAUAGUUUUGUAAGUUCUUAACACAUAUGCUGACCUUAAUAAUUUCACUUGACAUACUCCCGGUUGAAAAGAUAGGUCAAGCAUGUUCACCAGAUCACAAUUGGGCACUGUGUGCUGCUUAUCUCUUACGAAUUAUUUCAAUGUUUUCAGGCUGCCAAAUGAGAUUUUCGUGAUAUUGAAAACUGAAAAAUAUACUCGAAGCUUGACUAUGUGCGUUGCUUUACAUGGCCAAAUGUGAUUGUACUAUAUAAUUUUCACAAAUCAGCUGAUUCCUGAAGUACUCUUUCAUUAUUCUCAACUAGUUUUCUUAUUCAGUUGUGCAUACCGUCCAAGCGCCGUUUUGGUGCAUGUUUUUCGUGCCAAAUUUUGCUUUUAGUUCACGGCUGUUUUUACUUCAUAUGCUUGGGCAGUCAUGCUACUUAAGUUCAUUUCGCCAGCUUCCUGUUAUAGCUAUUUGUGGAGCCACUGGGACUGGAAAGUCAAAACUAGCAGUAAAUCUCGCUAACGUUUUCGGAGGUGAGGUCGUCAAUUUCGAUGCCCUUCAAUUGUAUAGUGGGAUCGAUAUUGCAACAAACAAGAUAUCACAUGUUGAGUGUUUAGGUGUCCCACACCAUCUUAUAGGGAUCUAUCCUCCAGAAUUUGGACAUAGAUAUGAUGUUCAUUCAUAUCGAGACAUUUGUUUACCUCUGAUUGAAAAUAUAAGAAAUAUCAGGAAAAAAUUACCUAUUCUUGUUGGUGGGACUCAUUAUUAUUUGGAAGCUAUUUUAUGGGAGGAUUUUCUAGCUUCAAAACGUGCUACUUCCGACUCAACAAGUGAAUUCGAUAGCGGAGUUUCUUUUAUGCAUCCAUCGGAAUGCUAUGAUCUUUUGCGUACUCUAAAACCAGAUGUAGCCGCACAGUUGCAUCCGAAUAAUGUUCGUAAAGUAAAGAAAGCACUUCUCGAUGUUCUGAAAGAAUCUGUUCAAACUAAAACACAAACUGAAUUGAAUGAAAAUAUAGAAAAUGUAGAUUUAGAAAAACAAGUGUUAAAUCGAUCUAUUAAACCUCGAUAUCCUGGAGGGUCGCUCAUAUUAUGGCUGGACUGUGCUUCCGACGUUUUAAAUACUCAAUUGAAUAAGCGGGUGAAUAAAAUGUUGGAUUCCGGGUUAGUCGAUGAAUUGGACACUUUCCUUAAUAAGGUGGAUGUUUUGCCACCUAGAUUCAGUGAAACUGAAACAUCUGAUGCGCCUGACAUUGAAAAACGAAUUCGAGUGGAAAAAUUAAGGGCUUUGUUUGCUCAAGAGUUGGAGUCAGUUUCUGACCCUAUGUGUCGUCGUGGCCUACUUCAAAGUAUUGGACUCAAAGAAUUUUCGGAUUAUUUAGCUUUAUUACCAGAAGAACGUGGUACUGUGGAGGCAAAUACUCUUCUGAAGCAAGCAGCAGAGAAUGUUAAGACAGCCACUCGACAGUAUGCACGUCGUCAGGUUUCUUGGAUUAGAAAUCGGUUUUUACGACGUCCUGUAGAAGGUAGCAUUCCUGUUUAUCGUAUAGAUGUGACAGAUUUCUUAGAUUCUGAAUCUCCAGACAUUUGGCAUAAAACAAUUAUUGCACCAACUGUACGCUUAAUCUACAAUGAAUUGAUGAAAAUAGAUGGUUUACUCUUUGAAAACCUGAAAGAUAAUGAUUAUCUAAAAAGUUUACUUGAUAUCUAUCCUGAAGAUUCAUGUCCUAAAGCAGAAUCAUUUCUUUUGCCUAAAUCUUUUACUGAAUCCAAAAAUAACAACAAUUCUCCAUUCAUUUGUUCAAUAUGUUCAAAUAGAAUAUUUACACAAAUUGAUGGUUGGGAAGCUCAUUUAAAAAGUAGAUCACAUCAGAAACGUGCAGCAAAAUAUAAGAAAAGAUUAAUUAUUGAGAAAGCAAUGAAAAAUUUGUCAUCAUAAUUUUUUUGUGAAAUAGAUUAUAUUUUGUACAAAAGUUUUCUCAAUAAAUUAUGUUACAUAUAA